Zootoca vivipara (common lizard) is the source of this 2633-nucleotide messenger RNA. RefSeq lists its product as uncharacterized. The record is from RefSeq and is a predicted model, not a curated record. Gene Ontology annotation, biological process: regulation of DNA-templated transcription. Lineage: Eukaryota; Metazoa; Chordata; Lepidosauria; Squamata; Lacertidae.
CCAGUCCUCCUUUCCUGCUUUGAUGUCUCUCCUGCAAGGGCUGCAUCGCUGUCCCUUCAAUCCUGGGAUGAUCGGGAUUUGCUAGAGCUUCUCAUUAAGACGGACAGAACUUGGCAGAAGACCAAAGGGUUCCUUCUGAUCUCUCAGAGGCUUCCUGAGAGCACAGAUGGAUGAGCAAGAGUCAGCUGGCCCUGGAGCAGGAAGAGGCCAUGCCAUCCAAAGUGGGAGCAGUGGGGGAUUCUGGGAGAACCCAGUGCAGAAGAUCCUGGGUGAGGAGGACACCCUCUGCUCAGAGGUGCAGAGCCAGAAGUUGAGGCAGUUCUGCUGCCAGGAGGCCAAAGGACCCCGAGAGGUUUGCAGCCGACUCUACCACUUUUGCCACCAGUGGCUGAAGCCAGAAAGGCACACGAAAGCUGAGAUGCUGGACCUGGUGAUCUUGGAGCAGUUCCUGGCUGUCCUUCCCCCGGAGAUGGAGAGCUGGGUGAGGGAAUGUGGAGCGGAGACCAGUUCCCAGGCGGUGGCCCUGGCCGAAGGUUUCCUCCUGAGUCAGGCAGAGGAGAGAAAGCAGGGAAAGGAUCUCUUUGCAGAAAUGGGCCAGAUUUCUUCUGAGGCAGAGAGACCUCCGUUGAACACCAGACAGAGGCAGCUGGGUGACACAGUGAUACUGGCUAGACCUCUUCAUCCAUCUUUGAAUGGGGACAGAGGAGAAGCAGCGGCUGUGGAACCAGAUCAGGGUCCAGUGUGCUUUGAAGACAUCGCUGUUCAUUUCACAGACGAGGAGUGGGUAUUGCUGGAUCCUGACCAGAGAGCUCUGCAUAAGGAUAUCAUGGAGGAGAAUCGUGGGGUCGUGGCCUCUCUUGAUAAUGAUGGACUGGAAAUUAAGAACAAAGGUGACCAUGACAAAAUCCCCAUAAGGGAGAAGCCGUAUAAAUAUCUUGAAAGUGGGAAAAGAUCCCAUUUCACUUACCAACAAAGAAAUCCCACUGGGAAGAAAGCAUAUCAGUGUGUGGAAUGUGGAAAGAGCUUCAGUCACAACUCCUCUCUCACUUUCCAUCAAAGAAUUCAUACAGGGGAGAAACCAUAUCAGUGUGUGGAAUGUGGAAAGCGCUUCAGUCAGAGCUCCAAACUCAUUUCCCAUCAAAUAAUUCAUACAGGGGAGAAACCCUAUCAGUGCAGAGAAUGUGGGAAGAGCUUCAGUCAAAGCGCCAAUCUCACUUCCCAUCAAAUGAUUCAUACAGGGGAGAAACCCUAUGAGUGUGUGGAAUGUGGAAAGAGCUUCAGUAGGAGCUCCCAUCUCACUUCACAUCAAAGAGUUCAUUCAGGGGAGAAACCCUAUCAGUGCAUGGAAUGUGGAAAGAGCUUCAACCAGAGCUCCUCUCUCACUUCCCAUCAAAGAAUUCAUACAGGGGAGAAACCCUAUCAGUGUGUGGAAUGUGGAAAGAGCUUCAGGAAGAGCUCCGCUCUCACUUCCCAUCACAGAAUUCAUACAGGGGAGAAACCAUAUCAGUGUGUGGAAUGUGGAAAGAGCUUCAGUAAGAGCUUCUCUCUCACUUCCCAUCACAGAAUUCAUACAGGGGAGAAACCAUAUCAGUGUAUGGAAUGUGGAAAGAGCUUCAGUGACAGCCGAAAUCUCACUUCCCAUCAAAUGAUUCAUACAGGGGAGAAACCCUAUCAGUGCGUGGAAUGUGGAAAGAGCUUCAGUAGGAGCUCCUCUCUCAGUUCCCAUCAAAGAAUUCAUAUGAAGGGUGGAAAUAAUUUCAGUAUACAGCUUUAAGUGUCAGGGGGAAAUGCACCACUUUAACAAGGACUUGGUCUGACUGGCAUCUAAUCCUCUUUUGAAAUGUGUUGGUGAGAUCAGAGCCCAUCAGAGCCCAGUAUGGGUCACAUGAUCUCCUGCAAUGAUUUUGCAAAGUUUUUUUUACAGGUUUGGGGCUGUUUGUUUUGUGUUUUCAUAUUGUGAUUUCAUGUUUUAACCUUCCUGAGAACUGUGGGUGUAGGGAAUCGGAGCCAACUCUUAGAGGGUGAGGGGUCUUUGCCCCCCAAAAAUAUUUGAGGGUGCCACCCCCCAGUUGAUAGGCAUUCCCAUUAAAAUGGCAUGCAUGCACCACACCAUGUGAUUGAUUAUGCGAGGAGGGGCUUACUAAACCCCUUCUAUAUUUUAUUCAAGUUGGCAUCCCUGCUUUAGGGUGGUAGAGAAAUUAAAUAAAUGCUUAUAUAAAAUAAAACUGUCUUGGUCGCCUUUAUUAGCACAUGUUCCAGCUUGUCCAUAUCCUUCUUAUUAUCAUUUAAAAAAUUUAUGUGCCCUUUAUCUGAAGAUUUCACGGUGGUUCACAACAUAAACAGACAGGUUGAAAGAAUGUAUUUCUCAAAAACAAGUCAAGGCAGAGAAAUCUCUCCUUUUCUUUUUUCUUUUGGAUGGAAUUACAAACUUUGUUGAUCAGGGAACUGCUGUGGAAAUAGUGCGUCUUGAUUUCAGUAAGACUUUUGACAAAGUCCCCUGCGACAUUUAUGUGAGGAAGCUGGUAAAAUGAGGCUGAAUGAGGUAAGUGUUAGGCGGAUUUGACUGACCGAACCCAAAGAGAAUUCCUUCAUGGGUCUUCCUCAUCCUGGGGGACAGGGACAAGAGGGGUGCU